GAAUAUGUUUACCAUGUGUUGUGCACGUAUAGCACUUGCUGCUGAAUUCGAGGAAAAAAAGAGAGUGGAAACUCUUUGCAACUGUUGCCACUCAAAUAGGCAUACACUUUCUCGCCUCUUGGAAAAUAGUUGUGCACAACUUUUAUGUUUCAUUUAUGCUCUGUAGUCGUUUACACACAAGAACGAUGAGCCUGAGAGAUGGGCGACUGUGUAUCUAAGACUCUAGGACAAAUUAAUAGAUCUCCGGAGGGAUGCAAAGAGGCGUGAUGUUAUCCUGCAGGAACUUUCCUCACAAGAGCCAGUCAAAUCGAUCUACUCCUUUAUCAUGAAGCUCCACUCGAAAACCUCAAGUCAAUCAUCUUCAACCUCUCUGACCUGCUUUCCUAUAAGCGCGACAAAACCUUUCGAGAACUUUUCCACCAGAAUCUCGUCGAGUGCCAAUUGUCUUCCCUCAACCUGUUCGAAACACCUGAACCGAAGAACCAAAGACCAGAGCGAGAAGUGCAAAUAUUGUUGAGAUCUCGGGGGGCUUCUAUCUCAAUUUAGGCCCUCGACACACAAUUCAAUUAUAAUUGUAGGUUGAGGCUAGAGCUUGCUACCUGUGCUUGUUGAUCGGGCGAUCAUCUCGGAGGGGAAGACUUGGUUCUUGCUUCCUCCAUUCUGAUUUUAAACAUUUUAAACCAUGCUCAUGGAUAUUGUUUUUCAUUAUGGAGCCUGCGUGCUCGUGUUUGCCCCGUGUGGCACUUGUAUCCAAACUAUGAUUUCCGCUGCGUAUUCAAUUACUUAUUAUAUAUGUUUAUGGAUGACUUAUGUGUGAAUGAUAUUCGAGACGCCUUGUAUGAUAUGGAUGAAUUGGACUGCGGUUGACUAUUCAUAUUGUACGGCGGGUUGUUGACGUGUCCGGAUAGGUCCAGGGCGUGACAGGGUUUAUCAAGCACCCGAUGAGGCACCGUCCGGGGCACGUGCUUGUUCAUCUUGAUGCUUUGGCUGCUGGGCUCCGCUUCCCUUUUCAUCCAUUUAUUGUGGAAUUCUUGCGCCGGAUCUCUGUACUCCCCGCUCAGUUCGUACCGAGCACCUACCGCUUUCUGAAUGGUUUUAUCAUUCGAUGCCAAGAACUGAAGAUCACACCAAAUGUUGAUUUAUUCCUGUAUCAUUACUGCUAUUAGCCCUACUGGACCACCGGGUACUUGAAGUUGGUGGCUCGAGCCGAUCGUCAGCUAUUUACGGAGAACCCCACCGCACCGGCCAACUGGGAAGAGCAGUUUCUUUUUGUCCGCGUAGGCGUUCCGCUUCCAUUUCUCGAUCGGUGAAAUGCUUACCCAGUUCGGGAUUUUGAACCUAUGCUGGAUGCUAUUCUUCUUUCACAAUCCGAAUCUCUGCAUCUGGGAGGUUCUAGAAAUCUUCGAUCUUUCAUUACUUCUUACAGGAUGCUGGCCGCUGGAAUUGGUGUGAUUCCUCUUGCUGCCGCUCGACAUCCCACACCUACCACUACUCUGUCUGCCUCCGCUGGGAAAGGCAAGGAAAAAAUGGUUGCUGGGGACCAGACAAAUGCUGAACAAGCCCGGAAGAGGCGCCGGGGAAAUGAUGGCAGCCAGCUUAUCCCGAUCGAUCACGUAGUUGAUUUGACCGGCCCAGACGCUGAGCCGAAAAAACCUGUUCUCCCUCCUCAGCCCAAGAAUCCAGUUCUUACUAAUAUGUCGUUCGAUGAUCGGAUGUUUGUGGAGUUCUCCAAUCUGGAGCCCCGGGCAGAGGGAAGAUACGUGUUCGGGCAGACACCAGCCUCCAUGUGGUGUAGUACUUCCUUGAAGGCUUCUCCCAAUUUUUCCAACCUGACCCAUUGGUCUGACUUGGUUGAGGCAGGUCAUCUAGAGGCUCUCAAGGCCGGAGUAUACUAUCACCAGGCUUUCCUGGCAGCCGAACAGGAGAUGAAACGCCUAGCCAGUGAUCGGGAUGAAGGUCAGAUGCUUCUAUCUGCCGCUCGUAAGCUGAUCACAGAUGUGCAGGACCAUGCUAAAAAAGGUGAGAGGACAAUGAGAUUAAUCCAUCUAUUUAUACUAACGAGGGGGGGUAUGAGGUGCUCCUUGCUGUUUGGUCGCAAAUCCAGCCACUUGGGUGCCCAUCCUCCCACUUGCUGAUGUCACACUCUAGCAUUUAAUGCACUUCGCCACUUGCCAAUGGUCCGUUGCCCGGCUUUCCCCGCGUCUUCUUGAGGUUUCACCAGUGUGAUGAGAGGUAAUUCUGACCAUUAUGACGGCAUGUUGAUUUUUUGGGUAAACUAGCUGGUUUGGGAAGACUUUUUGUUCAGAGUUUCCCACAGACGGCGCCAAUGUUGAGGUUAAGUCCCGUAGAUCCAAAAGCCCAACACAAACUUUGGAUAUUUCCGGAAAUGGAUCGUAAAUCAAAUGUAUAAGGAAAUAUAAAAGUUGAAGAAUAAUAAUGCUCAAGAGCCCACUUGUAUCAAGCAAUUUACUGAUUACACAAAGACUUCCCGAACGGUACGUCGGAAUAGUGAUUAAUACAAGAACAACUGGCUAUUAUAUAUGUAUAAUAGGUGAUAGCUAUUUAAUUAUAUUUA
Messenger RNA from Cuscuta europaea, 2575 nucleotides. Lineage: Eukaryota; Viridiplantae; Streptophyta; Magnoliopsida; Solanales; Convolvulaceae. The record is from the annotation of a GenBank genome assembly.